AAACACCCUCAUCUCCUAAGGGACUUUCUUUCUACACUUCUUUGCCACAGAGGAUUAGAAGUAAAACAGAUGUUAUCUUAGAAGAGUAAUUAAAAAGGAAAUAAAACCAGAACAUUGCAUUUUGGGGUAGGACAAACUCACAGGAAGCUUCAAACUAGUUAGAAGACAUCAAUUUUUCUGUGCCUGGUCAGCUGCUGUAUCUUUGGAGGAGAAGGAUGCUGUCGGAAGGUUACCUUCACAGAAUUACCUACCUUUGCCAAGACCUGAACCCUGCGCUCUACAAGAGUUUGCCUGAUGAAGGGGUGUAUGAAAUGAGGUCCAUUAAUUACUCUUCCACAGGUGAAGCACAAGGAAAAAGCCUCCUUCAGAGAUGCAGAUCUGCUGGCAAGUGCAUUUCCUCAGUCUGCUCUAGAGGUAGCAAGCACAGCAGAAGGCAGAAGGAUAAUCUCCCCCAACCUGUCCAGCACCCAACACCCACAGGGCAGCCCCCUCCAGCUUCAGACAUUUGUGAGGAGCUGACAAAAAAAGUCACCUACCUGGUCCCACCUUCCUGCAAGAGCAUUUGCAAGAACUACAACGAUUUGCAUAUAGCUGGGGACUACGUGGUGCCAAUCAGCUCCGUCACCACAGAUUUUGCUUGUGACAGUGGCAUAGGCCCCUUCUUGGAGUCCUCAGAGAUUCCUCCUGCCAUGGAGUCUGUGAAGGCUGUCCCCACAGGUGACACCAUCUGCAGGCCGCCCCACGGCCACUCCUCGUGCUGGCGGCUGGCCAGCCUGGGGCCCCACCAGCAGCCCCUCUCCGACUCCGCCCUGAACGACUACCUCGAGCAGAAGCUGGUGGAGCUGUACAAGCAGUACAUCAUGGACAGCACAGCAAACAGGGCAUCCCCCACCCAGAUCCUGGCCUCUGAGCUGAUCAUGACGAACGUGGAUCAAAUCAGCAUGCAGAUAUCACGGGAGAGGAACAUGGAGACUGUCAAGGCCAAAGACAUUGUCAUUAGCCGCUUCUUACAAAUAGCCAGUGGGAAGAUUUCCUCGGAAAUGAGCACACCUACUCUGCAUAUUUCCCAAUAUAGUCACAUCAAUGCUUAGUGUUUGAAUGUUUUUAUGUUCUUCAAAGUCAGUUUUUAGUUUAAGAUACUUUCUGCUUAAUAAAAAUGCAUUAUCCACCACUUAAAUAAAACCUUUCAGUACAUAUUAAAUAAGUAAAACUCCCUGUACUCCUGUGCUGUGCAGCUCCUAUUGUGGACCAGUAGGUUUUUCUAUUUUCUUUUAAGUGUUUGUAAUGAACCUCAGACAUUAAAAAAGUUUCACAGAAAAAUGACUAAGAGCAUAUGAACUCGUCCAAGUGCUCAGGUGUUCACUUUGUUUCUCGCAUACUUAAUGUAUAAUUUCAACUUUCCUCUCUCUGGCAUCUGCCAUCCUACUUCUGGGUCUGCUUGUGCAGGCUUACACUCAUGUAAGGACAAGCAAGCACAGUGAUGGCACAGCCACAGAAAUACAGAUUUUAGGGUGUCAUCCAGUUCAUCUUCCUGGCCUUAAGGGCUUUACUUAGGACAUCCUUCACAGAAGGUUUUAGAAUUUGUUCUUAAAGAUAUUAAGGGAUAGACACUUUACAGCUCUUUCUAUCCUAACCCUAAUUUAAUUGGUGCCCUCCUGUUCAAGAGUCACCAUCCCUUUUUGUGAAGCACAAGCUCUGUUUCCAAACAGACAGCAUCCCCCAGAGUGUGUGUAAACCUGUGUGCUUUGCACUGACCCACAAUGAGCACUGGGGUCCUGUGAUCACAAACACCACCUUUGCCAGGUGCUCACACAUCUGACAGGGUGAAGGGGUCAUGCAGGGACAGCAGCAAUUAUAGAGGGAGAAGAGGAAUUAAUCUUUGUUAUGAGAAUUGCACAUUGAAGAAGCAGGGCUACUCCAAAGUCCAUUGGAUUAAUGUGAACAGGGCCCUGGAAUGAAGAAAAGCUGAAAUAGAGCAUUUGACACCAUGGCUGAACACUUGUUAGGAUUGUUGUAUCACAGGUCAAGAUCAUUUGAGCUUCAUGUAUUUCUGAUAGAGGGUCCUAUUUUGUAAGAUUUCACCAAGUUAAAAAAAAAA
Molecule: messenger RNA, 2098 nt
Organism: Cyanistes caeruleus (blue tit)
Lineage: Eukaryota; Metazoa; Chordata; Aves; Passeriformes; Paridae
Gene: TASL
Product: TLR adaptor interacting with endolysosomal SLC15A4
Biological process (GO): regulation of toll-like receptor signaling pathway
Source: RefSeq, a predicted model, not a curated record